AUGGCUGCCUCCAAAUCCCAGUCGAUUCUGCAAUUUAUCGACUCGAAUCAGAUCGUCAUAUCAAGAAAUAUCUUAAUCUUUCUAUAUUGCGCUAAUUUCCUCAGCGCCCGCUACGCCCCCAAAAUCCAUGCUGUCACCGACCGCUUCUUCACGUUACAGAACAUGAUCGAUAAACAAGAUGGUGAAGCCAUCUACGACAUCGACAUCCACGACACAUACUUUGUCAUUCACUGGGUGGUUUUCCUCACCUUCUUGAGAGCAAAUUUAAUGACCUGGGUGUUUGAUCCGGUUGCAAAGAACUUGUGCAAUAUCCACUCAAGAAAAGCAAAGACGAGAUUCUCUGAGCAGAGCUGGUCUAUCUUCUACUACUGCUUCUCGUUUGCUGUAGGGUUGUACCUCUACAGAAACUCACCUUACUGGAACAAUCUUGACAACCUUUAUAGUGGAUGGCCUCAUUACUGCAUGACUUCUUUGUUCAAGAAGUACUAUCUCGUUUCCAUCGCCUUCUGGUUGCAGCAGGUUGUGGUGUUGAAUAUCGAGGAGAAGAGAAAAGAUCAUUACCAGAUGUUUAGUCAUCACAUCAUCACAUGUGCCUUAGUGAUCGGCUCCUAUUACUAUUACUUUACAAGAAUCGGCAAUUUGAUUUUGAUGAUCAUGGACUCCGUGGACAUUUUUUUGUCCACCGCUAAAGUCUUGAAGUACUCGGGUUUCUCGAACCUUUGUGAUGUUAUGUUCAUGUUGUUCCUUUUUGCUUGGAUUGCCUUACGUCAUGGUGUCUACAACUAUCUCUUCUACCAUGCUUGGAAGUACUCUACUGCUUUGAUGAAGGAUAGCGAGUGUAUUGUGGGACAAGUUCUGAAAAGAUGUUGGACGCCUUCCAUCAUCAACUCUUUUCUUGGGCUCUUGGGCGGCUUACAAAUUAUCACUUGCAUCUGGAUGUAUUUAAUCUUGAAAGUUGCUCACAAGGUUAUCAUGGGACACAGCGCAGAAGAUGUGAGAAGUGACGCAGAUGACACUGAUGUGGAGGAGUCACGGUCUGACGCUUCGGGAAACUCCGAUUCCCUGAUUGAAGAAGUGGAUGAGAAGGUUCUUUCUAAUGCCGAUUGA
This is a messenger RNA of Sungouiella intermedia, 1107 nucleotides long. The record is from the annotation of a GenBank genome assembly. NCBI's taxonomy places the organism in Eukaryota, Fungi, Ascomycota, Pichiomycetes, Serinales, Metschnikowiaceae.